Molecule: messenger RNA, 2269 nt
Organism: Rubroshorea leprosula
Lineage: Eukaryota; Viridiplantae; Streptophyta; Magnoliopsida; Malvales; Dipterocarpaceae
Source: the annotation of a GenBank genome assembly
AAAAAAAAAAAAAAAAAAAAUUGCAUUUGCUAGGCAUCUUCCAACAAAUAUCCAACAGUUUCUUUCUUAAAUUUCUCUGUUCUCCUUAGCUAGCCCAGGUCUUGUGAUUAGAACGUAUCAUGGUUUCAAUCGAGUGGAUCUGCUCCUUGGCCUAAGUUGGUUAAUUAUCAGUGUCUACUUUCUUCAAUUUCUUGUGUUUUCUACAGAUUUAAGAUAAUGUCAAGUCAAGCAAUUUGACAAGUUGGAGUGCAUGCUCGAGUUGCUCUCAUUGUCCUCAGAUUGCAGUCCCUUUGAUAGGUUUUCAAUUCUAAGGCUUGUUAAAUUGCCUAACUUGCGUGAACUUGUGAAAGUGGAAGCUCAAGCAGCAUCGGCUCCCUCGGCAUCACGGGCAGCAACGCCACCUUCCAUAUUUUCCAACCUUAAAAUUUUUAAAAUAAGAAACUGUCCAAGAAUCAAGAAGCUGUUUCCAUUUGGGCUGCUGAAAUGUCUCCAAAACUUGGAGGAGAUUGGUGUUAGAUAUUGCCGAAGAGUGGAGGAAAUAAUAGAGGUGGAAGACAAGAAAGAAACUAUCACAACAGUGGGAAACAAUGAAACCAUCAGAUUAGGUCUUCCCAAAUUAAGAAAGUUGAGUUUGAGGGAAUUACCAAAAUUGAAGAGCAUCUGUACUACACAAGGAGUAAUGGUUUGUGAUUCUCUUCAAUGUAUUAAAAUAUAUGCCUGUCCUAUGCUAAAUAGGAUCCCUUUAUAUCUGCCCCUGCUUCCCAACGGUGAGCGCUCUCUGCCUUCUUCACUUCAAGAAAUCCGCAUAGAGUCUGAAGAAUGGUUGGAAUUGCUAUCAUGGGACAAUCCUUCUGCUAAGGAUAUCUACCUACCCUUCUUAAAGCCAUGCUAUGAUCAUUCACUUCACAAGGGAUUUGAUGACCUAAAAGACUUCAACAAUUUUGUCCAGUCUUUUCAAGGUCAAAAGCGUACUAGCCAUGAGCUUAGUGUAGAAGCAACUGAUGAUGAUGAUGAUGAUGAUUCUUCCGAUGCCGAGUCUGAUUCUGUUUCUGAUUUCGGUGAUGAUGAUUGCUCUAAAAUGUUAAAUUUAAGUGGAAUGGAAAUCAAUGAAGAUUAUCCCGUGUUGCUUCCAGAUGACCUUGAGCUUUUGUGGAUUACAAAGUGUUGUGGCUUGAAAAGCUUAAAUGAUGUUUUUGAAUUUAAGGCAUUAUCAGAUUUAAGAUCAUGUCAAAUCAAGCAAGUUGACGAGUUGGAGUGCAUGCUUGAGUUGUUCUCAUUGUCCUCAGAUUGCAGUCCCUUUGAUAGGUUUUCAAUUCUAAGGCUUGUUAAAUUGCCUAACUUGCAUGAACUUGUGAAAGUGAAAGGGCAAGCAGCAUCAGCUCCAUCUACAUCGUGUGCACCAACCUUGCCUUCCAUCUUUUCCAAUCUUAAGGUGUUGUUUAUAUAUAAAUGUCCAAGAAUCAAGAAGCUGUUUCCACCUGAGUUGUUGAAGGGUCUGCAGAACUUGGGGGAGAUUUAUGUUAUUGGCUGCACAAAAAUGGAGGAAAUAACAGAAGUGGAAGAAGAGAAAGAAACUCUCGUGACAGAUGGAGAAAAUGAAACAAUUACUUUCUUUCUUCCCAAAUUGAAAUAUUUGGAAUUGGUGGCCUUACCAAAAUUGAAGAGCAUAUGUGCUGCAAGAGGAGUAAUGGUGUCUGAUUCUUUAGAAAGAAUUGUAAUAGUUGAAUGUCCAAAGCUAAAUAGGAUCCCUUUAUAUCUUCCCCUGCUUCCUGAUGGAAAGCUCCGUCCUCCUCCUACACUGGAAGCAAUCCGCCCAAAUUCAAGAGAAUGGUGGGAAUCACUGGUGUGGGACGGUCCUUCCGCUAAGGAUAUCCUCCUCCCAUUCCUGGAUUUAGAAGAGGAUUUUACUUUCAUUUUAGAGAAAUUGACUGACGCUUCCGAAAUUGAAGAUGAAUAAUCUAUCCUUCACAAGAUUUCAUACAAUGUCGAAGCAAAUUUCUUGAGUUGAGCAGUGAGACAAAAUGAAAUGAGAUUUAUCUCAUCUGGCUUUAUUUGUGAUGAUAGAGUUACCUUUAUUUCAUCGGACAUUAGCCCUCCUAAACUUUGAUUAAUGCUUGUUUUCCUGUAUAGUCAGUUUUUUGUUUAUUUUGCACUUGAAAUGUCCUUCCAAACAAUUUCUAUUUUAUGUGACUCUUUGCUUGAUGAGGAACUCUGUUAUAGACAGUUCAAUUUCUUGUAUUGUAUUGUGUAAUAAACAAUGACACUGUUC